This is a messenger RNA of Westerdykella ornata, 1995 nucleotides long. RefSeq lists its product as uncharacterized. NCBI's taxonomy places the organism in Eukaryota, Fungi, Ascomycota, Dothideomycetes, Pleosporales, Sporormiaceae. Gene Ontology annotation, molecular function: zinc ion binding; DNA binding; DNA-binding transcription factor activity, RNA polymerase II-specific. The transcript has 4 exons. Gene Ontology annotation, biological process: DNA-templated transcription; regulation of DNA-templated transcription. The record is from RefSeq and is a predicted model, not a curated record. The coding region runs from base 1 to 1995 and encodes 664 amino acids.
AUGGCCUCACAGACGAAUCCAACGCCCCACGGCCUCGUCUCGGCUGUUGUAGAUCCCGCAUUUUGGCCUCAGCAGCUCUCCGACUCGAGCUCGCUGGCCCUGCACUUUUCGCCCACUGCGAGCUCCGCCACGCAGGAGAGCGUGAAUGGGAGCACCCCGCCUGCCCACACUCCAAAGUCGGACACUUCUCAAAGAGCCCCCAGAGCCCAAGGCAAUCAUGGCGAGCGCGAGCAACCGGCGCAACAGGCGCAGCCCGCUAUAAAGGCGGUGGCGGUCGCCUGCGUUCCGUGCCGGACCCGCCACUUGAAAUGCCACGGUGGCGUGCGCUGCUCCAGAUGUAGGGACGAUGGGCUCGAAUGCACCUACAUCAAGUCGCGAAGAGGUUGGAAAGGGAAAAGGAAGCCCAAGACUGGUGGUCAAGGUGAUGAUGGAUUGUCAGCACAAUCGAUUCCUGGCCAAAUCGUGAACGGCAAUGGCACCCUGUUGGUCAGCCCCGUUAACACCACUCUACCCACUUCGACUCUUCCUUUGCAAUCGCCAGAGUACAGCUUUACCGACGCCUUGACCAAAAUCCCUGCUUAUGGGUUAGCCACCACGAGCCAAUACAACCUGGAUGGGUCCUCAAGGGCACUUCAGAAUGGCGCCAAUGCUCCCCGAGAUGCUUUCUCGGCCUUCUUUUACUACUUCUACAACUCCCACCCGUUUGUCCUGCCGCAACCACGGUUGCUGCAACUGUUCCAAGAAAGAAGAGCACCCCUCCUGGAACUUGCAGUCCAAUACGUGGGUUCAAGCUUUUUGCCCGCCGUCCCGACGAGUAUGUACGAGGAGGCCCUGGAGCGGGCUCUCUUGAACCAGACGUAUCCCAAAGACGGAUAUUCACUCCAGGCCCUUCUCCUAUAUUCUAUUGGUCUGCAUGCAAACGACAGGACCCAAAGGGCUGCUCAAGUGUUCGCACUAGCCCAGGCACUGACGAUUGAGCUCGGUGUGCAUCGGCGAGAGUUCGCUCCGUUGAACUCAAACGGGGAUAGAGUCCUAGAGGAAAGCUGGAGACGAACGUGGUGGUCCAUGUACGUCAGCAAUGGCAUGAUGGCUGCUGUCAAUCCAGGCGUGCAAUUCCGGUUAAAGGACGUAGCACUCGAGGUGCCUCUACCUUGCGAGGAUGAACGAUAUUUCUCGGGGCUCAUCCCGCUUCCCAACACCAUUGAGGAUUACGACGACGACGCCUUCAGCGGCGCCGAACCUACCAUUUUCUCCUCCUUCACCUACCUCAUCGACGCAAUCCGUAUCCUGGGCCGCGUCUUCGAAGUCGCCCGUCUAGACAGCACCUUCGAGUACCACGCCGUCGACGUGGUCGACACCAACCUCUCCACCUGGCGCGUCAACCUACCCCCUUGCAAGCGGAACAUCAUCUCCAAUGACGGCACGGUCGAUGAAGUCCUCUUUCAGGCCCACAUGGUUCACAACGGCAGCACAAUUAUGCUGCAUCGCCCACGCUCGAACCUCGGUUUCGGGGUCAUCGAGAACGUGAACGUCUGCGUACAACCUGGACAAGUCCUGCUCCCCACGCAAACCCGCGAAAUCCACACGGGCAAAUGUCUCACCAGCGCCGAAAACAUUGCCGCGCUGAUUAAGCUCCCCUGCCCCUUGAUCAACCACACCCCCUUCUUCACCUGCGUCGUCGUCAUGGCGUCCGUCGUGCACCUGUCCUACUGGUCCUUCCUCGUCCCCGACGGCGAAGACGACGUCAUUAAGCAGAGCAUCAGGCUCGAUGUCGGUACCUUGCAGCAAUAUAGCUUGACGUGGCCGAUUGCGGGAGUGGUGCUGGGCCAGGUGAGGGGGGUGGCGCACACGUUGUGGAAUAGCAAGAAGGCGAUGAAUAUUCAUUUGUGGAGUAAUCUGGCGCAGGAUGAUAUCAUUCGGAAUGUUAUCGAAGAAGGAGGGCAUGAGCCGUUGGAGAAUUAUUCCCGGUUGAUUGCACCGAUGCUGAGGUCUUGA